This is a messenger RNA of Hyaloperonospora brassicae, 960 nucleotides long. Lineage: Eukaryota; Oomycota; Peronosporomycetes; Peronosporales; Peronosporaceae. The record is from the annotation of a GenBank genome assembly.
AUGGACUGGCUCAACAAGAAGAAGAAGGCGGCGAAGCGGGCAGCAGCCAAGAUGAAGAACCAGCGGUCGACCUUCCAAGGCGAAGGGAAUGUGCUCGGAGGGUCUUCCGCUGCUUCGUCUGCGCCGCCGCCCGCCGCCGCGCCGUCUCGCGGUCCGUCACUAAAGCUGCCAUUUAUCACGACGAAACCUCCUGCUCUAUCGGAAGACGAACAACAGGAGAGACGUGAGCUGCAGGCCAAAGCUAUGGAGCAGCGUGGCAAUGCCUGGGACAAGCGUGUGGCUACAGCACGCAAAUUGAGGCUCCAGCAGGAUGAGGAGCGCGAGACCAAGUUUGAAUACACCGAUGCAGCAGCCACUGCCGCUGAACCGAGCUCGGUGUCUGUCGUGCUUUCGAAUGAAGUAGUUAAAGCAAGAGAGCUGCAGAGCGCUCAGGCGCAGAUGGGCUUCAAUCCGUACGCAGUUACGAUUUCAUCCUCGACACAGGCGGUGUCUGCUAUGAAUGGCAUUGGCGGAAAUGCAGGGCCUAUGAUGGGAGAGAGCAGUGGUGCUACGACAGCAUCUGUACCAUCUGGAGAGAUGUCUCGUGCUGCACUACCUGACACUGUAGUGGCAGAUCGCAAUGCUGGUGAGAACGGUGCUGUGUACGUGUUGCUUCGUCAAGACCCGACACGUGCAAUCACAGCAGCAGAAACGCUGAUAAAGAUGCUGAGCAACGUUAUAAAGAACCCACAGGAGGAAAAGUUUCGCAAGAUUCGGAUUUCGAACGCGUUGGUUCAGUCCAAGGUCGUGGCUGUGCCUGGUGCUCUUGAUAUUCUUGCCGAAGCCGGGUUCUUGCCAGUCGAGCUUGACGGUGAUGCCUAUUUAACGCUGCCUGCUGACGCAUUCGAGGCUGAGCGUGUGCAGUCUGCUAUCGACCGCACGGAAGUCGCGCUCAUUCAGCUCCAGCACGACUCGGCGUAG